AUGAGGGCAUGGUGGUUCGGCAUGGUGAGUGGAGCUCCUGGAGCGAUAUCAGGAAAGGAGAUUGCGCCUCAGAAUGUGUAUCUUGCCAAAUCAGUGGGCAAAUUCGAUUGCGAAGAUCGACAAGGCUUUGUGAUAAACCCUUUCCUCACAAUGGUGGCUCGUAUUGCCACGGCGAUGAUGCGCGCGGGAUCCGUUGUCAACUAG
Molecule: messenger RNA, 204 nt
Organism: Gongylonema pulchrum
Lineage: Eukaryota; Metazoa; Nematoda; Chromadorea; Rhabditida; Gongylonematidae
Source: the annotation of a GenBank genome assembly